GGCGUUCCAGGCAGCGGCAAAUCCACGACAGCCAAGGCUGUCAGUCAAUGUAUCAAUACUAUCCGGCGAAGACAGAAUUCUUCAGAGCGAGAUUGGGCUAUUCAUGUCCCCAUGGACGGCUUCCAUUUGACACGCAAGCAGUUGGACGAUCUGCCAAACCCAGAAGAGGCUCACAUGAGAAGGGGUGCCGACUGGACUUUUGAUGCACACGAGUUUGUUGAAGCCAUCCGAGAAAUCAGGCAUGCAGGGUGUGGUCAGUACCCGUCUUUUGAUCAUGCUGUAGGGGACCCUGUUGAGAGGGAUAUCGAAGUAUGCAAGGAGCACAGGAUUGUGUUGAUUGAAGGAAACUAUGUGCUCUUGGAUACGGCGCCGUGGAGGGAUAUCCGCGACUUGGUGGACGAGACUUGGUUUGUGGACUGUGCAGUUGAGGUUGCCAUGCAGAGGGUGCUAAGGAGGCAGACUGGUAAUGGACUUGCUUUGGAGGUAGCCAGGAAUCGUGUAGCCACAAAUGACCUGCCAAAUGCUCUUCAGAUCGCAGAGACCAAAUCCUUGGCAGAUCUGGUGGUUCCAGGCCUGCCGCACCGAGGCUUACACCCAUGA
Molecule: messenger RNA, 600 nt
Organism: Coccomyxa subellipsoidea C-169
Lineage: Eukaryota; Viridiplantae; Chlorophyta; Trebouxiophyceae; Coccomyxaceae
Product: P-loop containing nucleoside triphosphate hydrolase protein
Exons: 4
Cellular component (GO): cytoplasm
Molecular function (GO): ATP binding; kinase activity
Source: RefSeq, a predicted model, not a curated record